Molecule: messenger RNA, 905 nt
Organism: Panicum virgatum (switchgrass)
Lineage: Eukaryota; Viridiplantae; Streptophyta; Magnoliopsida; Poales; Poaceae
Product: sm-like protein LSM1B
Exons: 6
Coding region: 238-624 (128 amino acids)
Biological process (GO): deadenylation-dependent decapping of nuclear-transcribed mRNA
Cellular component (GO): P-body; Lsm1-7-Pat1 complex
Molecular function (GO): RNA cap binding
Source: RefSeq, a predicted model, not a curated record
UCGAUCUGCUCCCUUCCCUGUCCGUGUAUCAAGCACCGAACUCUACUCCCUCCUGCUUCCCGUCCCGUCCACGCCAGAGCACUCCACUCCCACGCAAACCCUAGCAGGGGCUCUCUCCUCCCCUGGGGAUCCCCGCCAAGCGGCUUCGGUCCAAGCCGUCGGAGCAACUCUGAUCCUAGCGGCGGCGGAUUGGGACCGCCAGCUCCGGUCUGUGGCGCCAGAUUUGGGAUCGGCGCGAUGUCGUGGGCCGGGCCCGACGAGAUCCUCCUCUCCACCUCCCUCGCCGGCUUCUUGGACAAGAAGCUUAUUGUGCUGCUUAGAGAUGGACGGAAACUGCUCGGCACCCUGUGCUCAUUUGAUCAGUUUGCAAAUGUUGUUCUUCAGGGUGCUUGUGAACGAGUAAUUGUUGGGGAGCAAUAUUGUGAUGUUCCUCUUGGUCUUUAUGUGAUCCGGGGAGAGAAUGUUGUUUUGAUAGGAGAAUUGGACCGCGAAAAGGAGGAACUCCCUGCUCACAUGACAUGUGUCUCAGAAGCAGAAAUUAGAAAGGCUGAGAAGGCAGAAAGGGAUGCAAGAGACUUGAAAGGCACGAUGAGGAAACGGAUGGAGUUCCUAGACUUCGACUAGAUCCCCCCCCCCCCCCCCCCCCCCAUGCCAUGGUCGCUUCGGGUUGAUGAAAAACAGAUUCUUGCAACUUUCUCUUUCUGGCUUGCAUGAAGAUGCAAAGAUGCCCUUUGCCCCCAGUUGUCGUUGCUACAGUGCCCUGCAUUAUCGGGAUUCCAUGUUCCACGCUGCUGUGCAUCUGAUUGGAUCUGGGGUCGGUGCCACGCCUUGCAAGUGUUCUCGACCCAAUCAAUCGAGCUGCCAAUCCGCAGCUCAGCUCAACAGAUUUGCGCAGUUUAGUUCCC